AUGUCGCCAAAGUGUCGGCACCGAAGGAUCAUGGUGACACCACCGACCAGACAUGACGCCCCUACUCCCCUACCAGUUGCGGAAUGUAACUCUGAAAUGGAGCAACGCAGUUGCGAUCGAAAGCAGGAGAGAAACAGGCCCGAAUAUGUCGAACUGACGGUGAUACCAGAGGCAUGCAGGGUGGCACCAGAGGCAUACAGGCUGGCACAAGAGACACACUGGGUGGCACCAGAGACACUCAGGGUGGCACCAGAGGCAUACAGGCUGGCACCAGAGACACACUGGGUGGCACCAGAGACACUCAGGGUGGCACCAGAGGCACACAGGCUGGCACCAGAGACAGACAAGGUCGCACCAGAGACACACAGAAUGGCACCAGAGGCAUACAGGGUGGUACCUAAGGCAUACAGGGUGGCAGCAGAGGCAUACAGGCAGGCACCAGAGGCAUACAGGCUGGCACCAGAGACACACUGGGUGGCACCAGAGACACUCAGGGUGGCAGCAGAGGUACACAGGCUGGCACUAGAGACAGACAAGGUCGCACCAGAGACACACAGAGUGGCACCAGAGACACACUGGGUGGCACCAGAGACACUCAGGGUGGCACCAGAGGCACACAGGCUGGCACCAGAGACAGACAAGGUCGCACCAGAGACACACAGAAUGGCACCAGAGGCAUACAGGGUGGUACCUAAGGCAUACAGGGUGGCAGCAGAGGCAUACAGGCAGGCACCAGAGGCAUACAGGCUGGCACCAGAGACACUCAGGGUGGCAGCAGAGGUACACAGGCUGGCACUAGAGACAGACAAGGUCGCACCAGAGACACACAGAGUGGCACCAGAGGCAUACAGGGUGGUACCUAAGGCAUACAGGGUGGCAGCAGAGGCAUACAGGCAGGCACCAGAGGCAUACAGGCUGGCACCAGAGACACACUGGGUGGCACCAGAGACACUCAGGGUGGCAGCAGAGGCACACAGGCUGGCACUAGAGACAGACAAGGUCGCACCAGAGACACACAGAGUGGCACCAGAGGCAUACAGGGUGGUACCUAAGGCAUACAGGGUGGCAGCAGAGGCAUACAGGCAGGCACCAAAGACACACAAGGUCGCACAUACAGAGACAUACAGGGUGGCACCAGAAGCACAUAGGAUGGCACCAGAGUCACACAACGUGGCACCAGAGACAUACAGGGUGGUACGAGAGGCACACAGAGUGGCACAAAGGUCACACAAGUUUGAAACUGCACUUGGAAUAUAA
Messenger RNA from Liolophura sinensis, 1257 nucleotides. RefSeq names its product protein SON-like. Bases 1 to 1257 code for a protein of 418 amino acids. The record is from RefSeq and is a predicted model, not a curated record. NCBI's taxonomy places the organism in Eukaryota, Metazoa, Mollusca, Polyplacophora, Chitonida, Chitonidae. The transcript is spliced from 2 exons.